AUUAUAUUUAAAAUCGAAUGGCAAAAGCAGCAAAAGACACUAGACCAAUUGCAGACUAAGCUACUUCAGAGACUGCAUGCACUUAUGCUGCUCUCAUCUUGUAUGAAGAUAAUCAAGAUGUACAUGAAUCUAUCUAAUCAGAUCGAUUCAACUAAAUUAGCUAAGAUCAUUAGGGCAGCUAAUUUGAGAGUUGAACCAAUUUGGACAAAGGUUUUUGAAAAGGCAUUGAAAGGCAAAAAAGUUGGUGAUUUAUUACAUGGAAGCAGUGGAAAUACAGGAAGCACGCCAGCAGCAUAAACUACAGCAACACCAGCUGCAGCAGAAACUAAGAAAGCUGAACCUGUAAAGGAGGUUAAGAAGGCUGAAGAACCAGAAGAAGAUGUUGAUAUGGGAGGUUUAUUUGAUUGAAAAUUAAUUCAAAAUCGUAC
Molecule: messenger RNA, 428 nt
Organism: Paramecium octaurelia
Lineage: Eukaryota; Ciliophora; Oligohymenophorea; Peniculida; Parameciidae
Source: the annotation of a GenBank genome assembly